Messenger RNA from Apis florea (little honeybee), 1238 nucleotides. RefSeq names its product syntaxin 17 (gene Syx17). Gene Ontology annotation, cellular component: SNARE complex; endomembrane system; autophagosome membrane. NCBI's taxonomy places the organism in Eukaryota, Metazoa, Arthropoda, Insecta, Hymenoptera, Apidae. Gene Ontology annotation, molecular function: SNARE binding; SNAP receptor activity. Gene Ontology annotation, biological process: vesicle fusion; intracellular protein transport; exocytosis. The record is from RefSeq and is a predicted model, not a curated record.
AUAUUACAGCGUAGAAAUAAUCAGCUGAUUGGUUAUCUUUUUUGAUUGAUAUACAUAAAAAUAAAUUGAUCGUGCAACAAGCUAUUAUAGCUUCUAUAAUAUAAAUGUUUAAUAUUUUAUUAAAAAAGAAUUAUUAACUUUAGUGUUUUUAUAACAUAAUAUGUUGUAAGUUAAACAUCUUCAAAAAAUUGUUUUAAGAAUUAUAAAAACAAUUUAAUGCAAUUGGAUAAAACAGACAAAACUUUGUGUAAGACGACAUCGAAACAUGUCGUCCUCACCAGAAAAUAUUGCUAUAAAGCAACCUAUUAGACGCUUAGAAAUUCAAAUUAAUAAUUUCAAUGUGGCAAUACCACAUCAUGUUGAUUUGUUGAAACGACAUAAAACUAACAUUCAAAAAUAUCAAGCACAACAUGAUUGGGAAAAAAUGCGUAGAGAACACAUAAAUGUAGCAAGAAUUAUAAAACAACUCAAAGAACUUUUAUAUCAAAUGGAUACUUUAAGAGCUCAUGUUCUUGAUUCUGAUAUUAAUCAAUUUGAUAAACUGACUGCUAAUGCACGUGCGAGUAUUUUAAAUGCAAUAAAAGAAUAUAUGGAAUUAGAGUUAAAUUUGCCCAUGUCACCAGAAUCAUCCAUAAAUGAAGAUCAAGCCAAUAGUCAUCCACUUGACAAUACAUAUAUCCAGCUUCAAAAAGAACAACAGGACUUGCAACAUCAGGAGGCAUGUCUGCAUGCUUGGAAUACCUUGCAAGGAGAUAUACAUCAAUUACAUCAAUUAUUUGUUGAUUUUAACAAAAUUGUUGAUGAUCAAAAGGAAUUAGUGAAUUCAGCAGAAGAUGAUAUAGUGGAAGCAAAUGUAAAUGUCAAAGAAGGAGAAAAAUUUCUUGAAAAAGCUGCUAGAUACAAAGUUGCUAUGUAUCCAUUAGCAGGAGCGGUAAUAGGAUCUUGUAUUGGUGGACCAAUUGGUUUAUUAGCUGGAUUAAAAGUUGGUGGACUAACUGCCAUAGGUUGUGGUAUUUUAGGAUUUACUGGAGCAUCUAUAUUAAAGAAAAAAGAAAUAGAAAUGCAGAAAUCAAAAUCUGUUGUAACACACGAAUUGACUGAACAAAAACCUAUACAAAGAUCAACAUCUCUUCCUGAAAAUUUAAAGGAAACUAAGAAAGAAUUAUGACCCAUGCCAAAAUGUGAUAUUAUUGAGAAUAAGAAAAAGAAUGCCUGCAGUGUUGUUUAAUGCUAAGGUA